This is a messenger RNA of Eremothecium sinecaudum, 2388 nucleotides long. RefSeq names its product HBR267Wp. Bases 1 to 2388 code for a protein of 795 amino acids. Lineage: Eukaryota; Fungi; Ascomycota; Saccharomycetes; Saccharomycetales; Saccharomycetaceae. Gene Ontology annotation, biological process: fungal-type cell wall organization. The record is from RefSeq and is a predicted model, not a curated record. The transcript has a single exon.
AUGAUGCACGUUUUAGGUACUUUGGAUGAGGAAAUGUGUCAACUGUCACCAUCUUUAGAGCAAAAAGUGAAACUUGUUAACACAGGGAGGAGGAUCAAUAAUACUAAUAAUACUAAUUUUAAUAAUAAUACUAAUAAUAAUAAUAAUGAUAACAAUAAAACAAACGAUACUAAUAAUACCAAUAUCAAUAACUUCAAAAUCAAAGAUCAUAAUAAAGAAACGGUAAAAAAGAAUUCCGAAGGUGGUGUACGAUCAACGGUGUCAUCAAUUAGUAAUAGCAGUGAGCAGGAAGUUUAUACGCCGGAAGACUAUGGGCACCCGCAAAAUGAGGAUAUAUUCAUGGUUAUACCUCGGGGAAGCCAGGAGUGUCUAUCGGAGAAAGAACCAGACUCACUUUUAAUUGAGAAAGCGAGGAGCUCGGUUUGGGACGAUAGUGUAGUUUUAGAUCCGGCUGUUUCUCUUUCUGCUGCGUCCCAUUCUUGUUCUUCUGGGGAAUCCUCUCUUAGUGUUGCUAAAGAGGACGAAGCAGAGGGCGCUGGUAGCGGUAGUGCUGGACCCGGCGCUUGUCAAAUUGUGGCUAAAGGGAGAUUUUCCUUCAGUGCCAACUCUCGCUUAAGAUCGCCAGCAUCUUCUGGUCAAAGCGAAUCACCGCCUUCAGCUAGCCUGCAUAUGCUUUCUGCAACAGGACCAGCGAUGAAAACCAUGGUCCAUAGCAUGGGUGUGUUCUCAAAAACUACGCCUGAAUUGACGACAACGUCUAAACUUCUGACUCCAUCUCAGAGAUUUCGGCUUCGUCGCGAACAGAAUAAAGCUGCUGUGCAGGAUUCUGUUAAGAAUCGAGAACUCUUUUAUGAUGAGCAGGAGCGCGCAGUAGGAAGUAGAUCUGCAAAUCCUACUGUGUCAAGUUAUGAAACAGCUACCAAUGAUGUCUUGGAUGAUGAGAUUGCCGAUUACCUUGGCUGGGAUGUCCCAGUUGCAUUGCCAUCUAUCAACCCCUAUCUUGCUUCGUUGAAUUCCUCUCACAAGGGUUCCAAAACUGGUGGUAGACCAACCCUCGAGAAGUCCAGGAGUCUGAACUUUAUUGAGACAGAUAUGUUGCCGCCUUGUCCAAUCCCAGGAAUCCAGGCCUCUUCUGAUUCUCAAUUUUUUGCGAACACUUCUAGAGUACUUUCCAAUGUUUUAAUGGAUUCUUCUAGGAAGUUGUCCCAGUCGAGGUUGCGGGAAAGGAACGUUUCAGCAGAAGUUCUUCCACUGGAGUUUAAAUCUGCGAGCGAUGUAGGUAUGGAGGAUAUGAAGCUAGUUUCCGCAGACAAGGUUGCAAUGUGCACUCCUGGCAGGCCUACCUGGCUACCACCAAAACGCUCGGAGGAGCGGGAGAAACAUGAGAAACAAAUUCGCAAGACAAUGAGUAUUGCGUCAUUAAAGCAAAUAACGAGAAACAGAGUACGUGACGAAAGGGAGGUAAAGGAUGCAAAAAAUAAGGAUAAGGUUACUAGUUUGUUAGAAAGAGGACUAACGAGGAAGUCCUCGUUAAAAGAUUUAAAAAAAUUAUGCUGGGAAACCAGUUUAUCAAAUGAAACUCGGCUUGAGAUAUAUCGGCUAAUACUUCAAAGUGAAAAAGAAAAAUUAAUUGAAAAGAACUACAUGGAUGAUCUCACCAAAUUUCAUACCAUUUUCUGUACUAUAGAAUACCCUCAUGGGAAAUUGCAAGAGAUUAGAACCAUACUUUCACAACUGCCAUGUGCUUUAUAUUCAGAGCCGCCAGAGGAACUUGUGUAUUUGAUGCAGUUGAAAGCUAUCUCUAGUCAAGGCUUAUUAAUGGGAGACGAAUUGCUAUUUUACCAUUUUUACCAAACGGGUUCUUUCACAAUCUCCGAGAUUUGGACCCUAGUAAAUCUACUUCAACUGACAUGUUUUAACGAAAUAACUAAGGAGAAGUUUGAGCAACAAAUUUUAAACCCGCGCGGUGUUGUCGCGCAGUAUUUGGCCAAUGACCCAGCUUUCGCGAACGAGUUCAAUUCAGAAUGCUUAAGCUUCGCUUGUUGGUGGAAUAUCAUGGCAAGGCUAGAUCAUGAUCUAUUUAUGUGGUGCAUUGACAUCAUUGUUGCAGAAAACUCUCAAGCAUUCAAAAGCAAUCCAAUUUCUGCUGAUAUGCUUGAAAAUACGGACUGGGAAACAUACCGGGCAGCCUAUGUUGUGGUGAACCACAGUAUAUUGUCUUCAUUGGCACUAAACGUGUUAUUAAACUACCAUUUCGGGUUUAAUGAUUUCCAACAGUUACCCCAAGUUGAGAAAUCUUUUAAAAUCAUUGGUCCCGAAGUGAAUGGUACCGAUGAGACUCAUCAUGCCUUUAUAAAAAAAUGGCAUCAUUAUUAUAAAAAGUUUUAG